UUAGUUGAGCACGUGUCUUAAAAUCUAUAUAUUCUAUGACAUAUUUCGUUCAUUGUGAAUUGUAUUUUAAAAAAUAUGGCUGCAACAGUAUCAGAAAUAAAGAAAAUGCUGACUCAAAUGUUUAAUGAAUACAAAAAAGAAAUUGAAAAAAUACUAAAACAACAAGAAAAAAACUUUGUAGACAUUUUGAGUUCUAAUUUGAAAAUAAUAAAAGAUCGACUGGGACUGAUUGAAAACAAAUCUGCUGAUAACGUAAACAAAAUAAACAAACUAGAAAAAGAAUUAAAUGAGUUAAAGGAAAGUCUAAACUUUCACGAACAUUUAAUUGAACAGAAAGUCAAAACGGUAAGUAACAACUUAGAGAAAGAAAGCUCAAUACAAAAUAUUAAUGAAAAAAAUAGAAUUUUAGAAGAUCGCUCAAGACAAAAUAAUCUUAGAAUUGAAGGGAUUACGGAAAGUGUUAACGAAACCUGGGAGGAGACCGAAGAUAACGUUUUAAAAUUAUUUUCAAAAAAUUUGAAAGUGAAUGAAGUAGAGAUCGAACGAGCCCAUCGCACAGGCUAUAAAAAAGACGGAAAAACAAGAACUUUAAUUCUAAAAUUAUUAAGAUUCAAAGACAAAGCAAAAAUCCUGAAAGAAGCCCACCGACUCAAAGGACUAAACAUUUAUAUAAACGAAGAUUACUCUCGAGAGACUUCAAUUAUAAGAAAGAAGCUAUUUUCAGAGGCGAAGCUAAGGAGAGAAAACGGAGAGAACGUUGCUGUAAGGUAUGACAAAAUUAUUAAAUUAAAAAGUAAUUAUACCAAGAAAGAUCUAAGUAAGUAAAAAUAUUAAUUUUCGUUUUCAAAAAUAUACUUUGAAUUUUUUUUUUUUUUUUUUUCUAAUUAUACAAAUGGCUGACAAAAC
Hydra vulgaris (swiftwater hydra) is the source of this 906-nucleotide messenger RNA. RefSeq lists its product as uncharacterized. Lineage: Eukaryota; Metazoa; Cnidaria; Hydrozoa; Anthoathecata; Hydridae. Gene Ontology annotation, biological process: retrotransposition. Gene Ontology annotation, cellular component: ribonucleoprotein complex. The record is from RefSeq and is a predicted model, not a curated record. Gene Ontology annotation, molecular function: single-stranded RNA binding.